Molecule: messenger RNA, 1454 nt
Organism: Dreissena polymorpha
Lineage: Eukaryota; Metazoa; Mollusca; Bivalvia; Myida; Dreissenidae
Exons: 2
Coding region: 131-1057 (308 amino acids)
Molecular function (GO): protein binding
Source: RefSeq, a predicted model, not a curated record
AUAACUUUAUCCAUCUCGAGCCGUUGCACACAGCUAUAGUGAAACCUAUACACAUACAGAUAACAUUCAUAUAGAUUUGCAGUUUUACUAAUUCAGUGCAUCAGACAGCGCAAUCGAAAUUGUAGAAACUAUGGACGGUCAGGACGUUACCAUUCUGACGCUUCCGGAAGACGUCAUACUCCUUAUUUUCCAAUUACUUCCCCAGUUCGAGGUUCUUCACAACAUACGUAUGACAUGCAAAACCUGGAACCAUUAUUCACGAGAUGGAAUAUUAUGGCGACAUAUUCGAGCUCAAGACUUCGUUCGAGAAACCUUCAGAAUUAAGAAUUUCAUGGGAUUUCUUUGCGAUAUAUCACACUUUGUAGAAGAAUUAAAAAUACAAAUGGAUCAGAUUGACAAUUUGCAGGAAAAGCAAUUAUUUUUUCCAAUGUUGAGGAGCUUAAAGUUAUAUGGCUACAGCAAUUAUAAUAAUGAUUCCCUGUCAUGGCUAUCGCGAAAAAACGAUCUAGAAAAGUCGCUUAAAAAAAUAACAAUGAUAUACCCAACGUUGGAAGUAUUGCAUGUGAAUAUUCCCUCGACCGACUUCGAUAUAACAUGCUGUCCUAUAGAUCUGAAAGAGCUCAAGGUUACUUUUUGGUAUAUUGAGGAAAGAAGAAAACCGAGAAGAAAUAUUGGAGAGCAUUUUAAGGCACUCACACAUCUUGGUUUACGCUAUUGUAAGCUUAACAAUCAGACCGUGCUUGCAUUGCUCAGUAAGCUAGAGUGUUUGGAAUCAAUAGAUUUAACAUUAACGUCAUACGAUAACAAUAUUAUGGAUGACGAAGAGAUUCCCGAUAAACCCUGCUCCAAGAGAAUACAGAAAUUUGUGUUAACACAUACGCACCAUAUGUUCUUUCCGCGUGUAUUUAUGUACAUUCUGUUAUCAGCUCACGAACGUAUUCGUUAUAUCGACAUUUCUAGCAUCAGUCAGAAGAGCCCCACGUCGCCACGCCUGUAUAACAUUGCAGAAAAGUGUAGGCAGCUGGUUACACUUAUACUUGGUAAUUAUAAAGAGUAGGAUUUAGAUAUAUCUCCGGAUCAAGAUAAAAACGGAAUCAACACAGGAAUAAGAGAUGUGGUCUCCAACAACAAACACUUGUCAACAAUAAAAAUGAAUUUCGCUGAAGCAAUUAUAGACGAUGAUACUGUUUUGCACGUUUUUCAAACUUGUUCGAACCUACAGUGGAUUGAAAUAUCGGGAUGUGAAAGUCUUUCGGACAACACAUUACGCAAUAUUGUCAACGGAGAAAGGCUUCACACGAUGAAGGUAUCAAAAUGUAAAUUUGUGAGUCAAUGGGGUAUUGGCAAGGCAUUAGAAAGAUGCAAUCGACUUAGAACAUUGCGUGUAGAAGGAAUCGGGACCAUCGAACUUAUUUUAGAAAGGAAAAGCUGUCAAUUAAUGAACUACUUGACGA